CUGCCCUCUGCUGGCUGCGGCUCGCCCCGGGUUUGGGCUCAUUGAAAACGCCGAGGGAGGGAGGGAGAGAGAGAGAGAGAGAGAGCUCCCCGUGUCGCCUCCCGUCUCGGCCUUGCCCCGGAGGGGGCAUCGCUUGCUGCACCUGUUGCUUGACUCCGGGCUCGACCCGUCUCUCUCGCAGGCGGCGCGCUGCAAAUCCAGUGCUACCAGUGCGAGGAAUUCCAGCUCAACAACGACUGCUCCGCGCCCGAGUUCAUCGUCAACUGCACCGUGAAUGUCCAGGACAUGUGUCAGAAAGAAAUCAUGGAGAAAAGUUCAGGAAUCCUGUAUCGCAAAUCCUGUGCGUCUUCUGCAGCUUGUCUCAUAGCCUCCGCUGGAUACCAGUCUUUCUGUUCCCCGGGGAAAGUGGACUCCGUUUGUAUCAGUUGCUGCAACACACCACUCUGCAACGGCCCUCGACCAAAGAAGAGAGGAAAUUCCGGCACAGUGCCUAGGGCAGGCAUGAUAACUACUAUUUUGUUCCUUAAAUUGGCUCUUUUAUCAUUGUAUUGCUAAACUUUGAGGAUGCUUUAUUGUCCUGGCAUUG
Messenger RNA from Alligator sinensis (Chinese alligator), 586 nucleotides. It is a transcript of the gene LYPD1, whose product is annotated as LY6/PLAUR domain containing 1. Bases 286 to 555 code for a protein of 89 amino acids. The transcript has 2 exons. Gene Ontology annotation, molecular function: acetylcholine receptor inhibitor activity. Gene Ontology annotation, biological process: acetylcholine receptor signaling pathway. The record is from RefSeq and is a predicted model, not a curated record. Lineage: Eukaryota; Metazoa; Chordata; Crocodylia; Alligatoridae.